Messenger RNA from Pocillopora meandrina, 10357 nucleotides. Lineage: Eukaryota; Metazoa; Cnidaria; Anthozoa; Scleractinia; Pocilloporidae. The record is from the annotation of a GenBank genome assembly.
CCGAGAAAACGUGUACUCGACCUUUCAGAAAUUAUUGCAAGUGUUGUUGAAAUUUUUUAGAAAAUUUGAGGGUCGUACUUUAAAUUUUACAGAUGUUUGUUUGAAAUUAUGGAAGAAAAAACGAAUGAACUGCUUUUUAAAGACAUCGAUGCAGAUGAUGAACCACAAACCAAUGCAGUGGAAAGUUUGUGCAUGAAUUGCCAUGAAAACGUGAGUCUAAAAAUUUUUACUAAAAUAAAAUAGAUAAAAUUAAAUAAAAAUAGGGUUAAUAUAUAUUUUACUCACCAGUUAAAACUUAAAAUGGUUUUCUUUCAAAAGCAUUAAAAUUUUAUUUAUCGCUGCAUGAUUAGUAUACAAUUGGUUUGUCUCCUUCACGUAGUUUUGAUCAAAUUUUGUACAGUACAGCUCUGUUUUAAGGUAUACACUCUUUAUUGAUUAACAAGCUAGAUCUUAGUAAAAAUUCUGCCUUUAAAAAUGCGAGAUAUAUGGGAUUUAACAAAGAUCACUGCUAGGAUCACUGCUAGGAUUCGAAAACGUAACUGAAAAAGUGUUUCCUAAUAUUAGCUUGUGAAACGUGAUGUUCUUGAUUUGCAGCUAUCUUGCUUGUAAUCUAAGUUUCAUUUUAGUUUUCUCAUUAAGAAUUGGAAGUACUGUCGCUUUAUUGUGAAAAAAAAGGGGGGAAAUCAUCUCCAAAUGAUACAUGCAGUCUUGGACUGAAAUGAUGUGUGAAAGUUUGGAGUUCAAACAUCUGUGUUUAAAAUGGAGUUGAUAAACUCUUACAAGCCGACUGCAGUGACUAAAUUUUAAUAUAAUGGGGACAGGGUGGGGGGAAGGGGUGGGUGGAGAGGGAAAAGGGUGGUGAAAGAUAUGCCUAGUUUGAGAUGAUAGCAAUUACAUGUAUGUAUUCAACAGUUAUUCCACUGCACAUUGGAUAUGAGCUGGUAAAUAAAUAGCCAACAAGGCACUUCGCCCCAAGCUGGCCAUAACCAAUCCUGAACAUUUGGAUAUAUGGAGCCUUGUUUUCAGCUCUACAACAGUUAGCCUAAUGCAUUUCUACCUGAGGUUACUCAGAAUAUGAGCUGAUAACUGGAAUUGAGUGAACCAAUCCACUCCCUUUUCAUCAGCAUUUCUCCAUCUCUUAAUUACAAUUGUCCUGAUGCAAAAUAAUCUAUCUUCAUUAGGGAACAACUCGAAUACUUCUCACAAGAAUACCAUUCUUUAGAGAAGUUGUUCUGAUGUCAUUUGAAUGUCCUCACUGCAGUUAUGCCAAUAAUGAAAUCCAGUCUGCAGGAAGAAUUCAAGAUAUGGGAUGCAACAUUAAGCUGUUGGUGUCCUCUCCAAAGGUGAUCUGUCAAAUUAACCCUUUAAACUCCCAUGAGUGACCAAGACAUAAUUUCUCCUUACAAUAUCAAUUCAAUAUCAACCAGAUAAGUGAUGAGAAUAUAGAAAAAUAUCAAUUUUGGGAUUACUAGUUGAUCCAAUACUAAAUUCUCUGAACUAACAUUAUAAGAAUUGUAUGGUGGAUAGUAAGGAGAAUGACAAAUUUGAUCUGGGAGUUAAAGGGUUGUGAAUAGAUUAAGUUCUACAUAGUCAAUGUAGUCAGCUCCAAGGUCUCAACCAGCAGUGACAAGUGGAUGAUUGGGUGGGUGAAAAAGCAAAGUUAUCCUCAUUUUUUUUUUUUUUUUUUUUUUACCUGACCUUUGGAAUGUCUUUUAAACACAUACCAAGGACCAGAGACCGAAAAAUCAAACUUAUGUUGUGAAAAUGAAGACUUUGUGGAUCAAUAUCAGUAUCUGGGCAACUGCCCACCUUCCCCUCCUCUAACCCAACAUUAACCUUAACUUGUUGUCAGUUGACUGUUGUUGAGUUAGGGGGGGGUGGGCGGUUGCCCAGAUACUGAUAUUGAUCCGACUUUGUUUCUCUGAUAGUUGAACAAAACAAGUCAGUGAGGGUCUUCCUUUUGUAGUUUGAGGAGGGCUUUCUACAAAAUGAAGACCCUUUCAAUUUUGUUUGUAGUUCUUAAAUCUUCAGUCUUUCAUUUCCAGUCCUCAUCAUAAGCAAACAGACCCUUGUUAUUUUGUGCUUGCCCACCUCUUUGGUUGUCUCCACUGGCCAUAAAUUUGACCUUACCUGUACUUUCUUGAACCCACUUAUUUUCUUGUAACCAUUGACUAGGUACAGACUUAACCAUUUACACCCUAACAUCAGUAUGCAUAUUCUCCAUACUGUUCUCUAUACAUUUCCAAGGGUGAUGACAAGGAGAAUUUGUUGGAAAAUCAAGAGCUUCUUUAGUUGGUGAUCAUUACUUUUAUUCUCAUGACCUUAAUGUUUCAUUCAGGGGUGAUUUUCUAAGGAGAAAUUAGAUGUUAGUCUCUCUCAAGGGUUAACCCUUUAACUCCCACAAGCGACCAAGACAGAAUUUCUCCUUACAAUAUCAAUACAAUAUCAAGCAGACAAGUGAUGGGAAUAAAGGAAAGUGUUAAAAAGAGGAUUAUUAGUUGAUCCAAUACCAAAUUCUCCAAACUAACACCACAAGAACCAUAUGGCAGACAGUGAGGAGAAUUACUAAUGAGAUCUUGGGAGUUAAAGGGUUAAGCUUAUAAACUAUGUUAAAUUUUUCACUAGUUGAAGAAUUUGCAAAUCAGUUUGAUCUUCAGUUCGAUUUUUCUCAGAUCUGUGACAAUUCACAAUUUACACCCUAACAUCAGUCUACAAGUUCUCCGUACUGGUCUCUAUACAUUUUUGAUGAUACCUAGAAGGGGAAUUUGUCUAAUAACCAAAAGUUUGUUAAGUUUCUGAUCAUUUCCUUUAUUCUUACAACCAUAAUAUAUGAUCCAAGGGUGGUACUUUUGGGAGAAAUUAGAUGCUUAUCAUUCUCAGGGGUUAAAGGGUUAACCGUAAUCUGAGACAAAGGAAAAACUGGUUUUGAGAAUUUGGAACUGGUUCUAGAACCUCUUUAAACUUUUUCGUGGACACUCACUCUUUGCGGUUGUCAAUUUUUUUUCCACAACACAACCAGGCAGCACACACCUAAAAUAUAUUUUAAAAGUUAAUUGUACACCUAAAGAACAUACUUUUAAUGGAAUAGCAGAUGUAGCAUUGCCCAAAAUGUGGGUAUUGUUAGUAUUGCAGUAAAAGGUGAUGAUAAGUUAUCAGUAUUGUACAUUAGAUCUUGAGAUAGUGAGUUGACUGAGUAGUAAUGUGUUUAUUUUUUAAUUUCUGUUUCAACAGGAUUUGAACAGACAGGUAGUCAAGUCAGAUUCUGCAUCAUUUACCAUUCCAGAGUUGGAGUUUGAGAGUCCUGCUUUUUCCCAGAAAGGAGGUAGCAAUGAUAUCAUCACCUUUGUUAAUUUUUUUUUCCAUAACUGUGUAAUCAGUGACUUGCUGGAAAUUGUUUAGGCAAUAUGUGUAUUUAAGAGGUACAGAGUGAAGUAGAAUCAUUCUACCACCUGAGGGGGGCUGUUUUUUUUUUUCUCUCAUGUGAGCUUUGAUACAAGUUACAUUUAAUUUUUACAUAUUUUUGUAGAUGAGUUUUGCUGUGAUUACUGAUCUUAUCAAAACAUGUUAAAUGCUUUUAUUAGGUUGCUAUCGACAGAAAGCAGUGUACAGACUUGCCCUUUUGUUUUGUAAUCUCUAAGUCUGCUUGUAAACUGAAUUUUCUUUUUUCACAUAGAACUCACCACCAUCGAAGGACUUUUAGGACGUGCUUAUCACUGCUUUGGAGCAAGAUCAGCCAGUUAGAAGGGUAAAUUAUUGAUAAAAUCAUUGAUAAUUCUAUACAUGUAAUCGUGGGCUUUACCUGGACUAGUUUGAUGCAAAGUAAACUGAGCUUAACAUGAUCCAAAUCAUGUGAAUCAGAGUAUGGCCAAGUAGUUAAGGCACUGUUGGUCCCAUGUUCAAGUCCUCCAUCCUGUUACUAGCUGGAUUUGUUUUUGAUUGCCCUGCAAUGGACACCUUGGCAGCAGUCUCAUCACAGCAAACUUGUCUGCCUCCUGUUAGUUGGGAAUUUUCAAACUCUAUGUUUAUUCACCAUGUUUAUGUACAGUCUGUUUGUAUUGGCCUUUAAAAGCCCCAUUGGGGGAGUGGUCAAUUAAUAUUAUUAUUAUUAUUAUUAUUAUUGUUAUUAUUAUAAUUAUUAUUAUUAUUUUUGUUGUUAUUAUUAUUACUACUAUUAUUAUUUGAAGAAAAAUCUUUAUUCAAUACUCAUAAAAAAGACCUAUGUACAGUGCUUCAGUUAAAAAGAAUUAAAUUUGUACCUCAACAUCUGUUAGAAAGAAAAGAAAAAAUCAAUGUCUCAAUAUCUCUUGAACUAUAAUCCACGAAAAUGUUUCUCUAAUAUUAUUAUUGUUGUUAUUGUUAUUAUUAUUAUUAUUAUUAUUAUUGUUGUUGUUAUUAUUAUUACUACUACUAUUAUUAUCGUUGUUAUUGUUAUUAUUAUUAUUAUUAUUAUUAUUAUUAUUAUUAUUGUUAUUAUCAUUAUCAUUUUCAUUAUCACUCCUACAAAGAUUGUUUGAAGCAUGGUCUACCUACCAGUAGUUGAGUCGAAGCACAGAAAGCAAAUCUAUUGCUCUGCAUCAAACAACACUCUGAAACAUUGCCUUGUAGGUGUAGAUCCAAUUUUUUUUCCUAAACACAAUAGCACCCCGCUAACUUGAAUUCCCAGGGGAAACCAAAAAAGAGGUUUGCUUUAGCAGGGGUUUGAGUUGGCUGAUCUCCCGGAGAGAUCGGACCUCUUUCGAGCUACCAGGGUUUCGAGGUAACAGCGUUCGAGUCAGUGGGGUUCUGUUGUACAAUACAAUAAUUAUAAGUUGUUACUGUACGUCAAGUCACCGAUUGAUUUUUGUAUUUCCAUUUGAAUUGUCAACAGAUCAUGGAUCCUGACAAUGCAGUGAAAAUUGAUGAUUUUGUGGCGCAGUUGACAAAAUGCCGCGAUGGAGACAGGAAGUUCACCCUUCACCUGGAUGAUUCAUCUGGCAACAGUUUCAUCGAAAAUCCACAUGCCCCUAAAGAAGAUCCACAGAUGACCAUGGUGUAUUAUCGCAGAAACGCAGGACAGAACGCCCAACUAGGACUUCAGCCAGCCAGUCAAACAGAGGAGAAACAGGAAGAGGAGGAAGAAGGUCAGAUAACAAGGUUUUCAUUGAGAAAUAUCAGUAGAAAAGUCACAGGAGAUUGAUAUCCAACUGUACGUAGAAGUGCACAGAUAACGCGCGAAUCCCGUGCAAAAAUCCUCUGUUUAUUUGGACUGUUGGUUAUUUUGUACUAGUGUUAUGUAAGACCUGUCAGAAACCGCUUCUCCAUUUGCUUAGCUUCUCCCGCCUCAUAAGAAAUGCAUAGUAAAAUUGAGUAGCCUUACCCCCAUAAAAAUAAUUCCUAAGCAUGUCAUUGAAAUAGGUUAGGUUCUCAGAGCAGGAAACAUAAAUAAAUGCAAGAGCGUCGCGAGUGUGUCCCUUGAGAAUUUCCCCCACCCUCCCACCCCUAAAAUUGCUGAUUAUCAACUUGCGACAACACAACCAACACAACCUUUGGUAGCAGCGUUUUUUUGCCCUUGGGAAAGUAUGAGCGAUGCGAGCUGGCGAAAGGUCUGUAAGCAGUCUAACACUGAUUAUUAGUGUCAGACUUCCGACCAGCCUCUUCCUUUCUCGUCUCAAAUCUUCUCGCGGGCGGAAAAAGGCGUGUCCAGCAACCGUGUAUCGUAGAGCUAAAUGUGCCCCAUUUGUCGCUCUCCUCCCCUCCAGAGCACGAGUCUAACUCAUUUCAGAUUUGUUGUUUUGACAAUCUUAAAUUAAAGCUUGAAAACUGAACAUGAUCAUGUAACAGUUUCUCUCUUACAGCUUGAUAUCAUUUGUUAGUAUUCACCUUGAUAUCAUUUGUUAGUAUGCAAAGUUUGACUCUGUUCUUUUCCACGUUCCCACACACAGAGGAAGGGCAAACAAAUGUAAAUGACGAGGUAAGAAUUGUUUCGGUUCCUUGUGCCCUGUUUUACAAUGUAAUACCGUGACAUAUAUUACAUGUUCUGUUGCCCCAGUAUGCUUAAGUACCCAGUAGGUCGAACAAUGAUGUUGAUUUCUACCGGAAUAAGCUCCAACGAAGGCCAGGUCCGUUAGCUUCCGGGUUAACUUUCUCUCUCCUCUUUCGUUGCUUUUUUGCAGGUGUUAAAUUUCCCAACAAAUUGUCCUUCGUGUAAUGCACCUACAGAAACCAGAAUGAAGCUUGUUGGUAUCCUCUUUUCUUACUGCCGUUUUAUUUGUUUUCAGUUUAAUGCUAUUGUUAGUACUUUCAAAUCAAGGUAGUUCGUUUACAUACCUCAACUGCUCGAUUAAUGUGUGACUGUGUGUGUGUCAUUCUGUCCCCUCGUUUGUCUCUCCGUUCGUUGGUCUCUCCACGGGUAUCCCUCUGCGUCCGUACGCCCCUGUGUUUUUUUGUCUGUCCGUCCGUACGUACGUGCGCUGGUACUUACGUCUGUCUCUUUGUCAUUUUGUCUUUGAUUUUUCCGUUGUACCUAUGUAAUAUAUACGUACAGUCAUCAACUUUCACCGUUCAUGAAAUUCUAUUCACUGUCCAUCACUUAUUAAACCGGAUUCACCUUAACCAGUAUAUCAGCUAUACCGCAUUUUAAAGAAGUGGUGAUUAUGGCGACCAAUUGCGAUGCUUGCGGGCAUAGGUCAAAUGAAGUCAAGUCUGGCGGUAAGUAACUGGUUCUUGGUUCGUUUCUGUUGUUGCAGUUGCGUUUUUUAUAUGCUUUUCGGUUUGUGGUUCGCCUGACCCGUCUAGUCUUCUGUUACGCUUAAUGCGCGCCUGCGGGGCUCGGAUACUAGCACUGCCACGACGAAGAAGACAAUAACAUCUACUCCGCCCACACGCACACCUCUCGUGUGCCUCCCCCAUUCAUAGUCAAAAGUGGGGAAAGGACUGGGGACGAGCAGCGAGGCGUGCUCUCUGAACUAGCGUUGUUGACAGCGUAAUAUGAAUUGGUCCUCAGUUCCCAGUCAAUUUAACUUUCUGAUCAAUAUUUGUUUUAGCUGGUAUGGAACCUCAUGGGACGAGACUCACUCUCAGGAUAACAGAUCCUUUGGAUCUUAACAGAGAUGUGUUGAAGGUACAGCUUCAACUUUUGUUUGCAUUAUUGGAUGCUAAAAUCUAAUUCUGAAAUCGCAUGAACGGGAAGCUGAGGUUUUAAGUUUUUCGUGGUGAUUUUCAAGGAAGAAUAUGACAAAAUUUUCCGAAAUGCUCUCGUCUUUUGUCUGCCGUAGGAUGGCUGUUUUAACGGAUUCCACCGUGAUCUUACGUCUAUCUUUAUUGCAGUCAGAAACGUGUGAAGUAUACAUGCCAUCAUUGGAUUUCCACAUCGCAGCCGGCACACUGGGUGGACGAUUCACGACAUUAGAGGGCCUUUUGUGUAAUAUCAAGGAUCAGGUAUGUGAUACUCAUCUUACAUAAAAUAUAUUUUGUAUCGCGCGUGAGAUCGGGGUACGGGUGAACACAACUGGACUAAAUGCUGAAGUAUUGCGUGUGUAAAUUAAUUAAUCAGCGGUUAAGCCGGUCUCCACGCAUCGUUUUCUACCAGUCAGAACUGAUCGUUCCAUUUGUUUUCCUCUUGUAACAGCUAAAGUCCCUGAAUCCUUUUGGCUUUGGAGACAGCCCGGCUGAAUUCAGUGCAAAGAUGAAAACAUUUAUCACCAACUUGGACAAGGUAAAAACUGUUAUUCCCCACACACACACCCCCCCCCUCUCCUAUCUCCUCUUCCUUUUCCCUUUCUUGUUGUUAUCUUAUCCCUUAACUCUUCAACUUCCAAGAUCUGAUCAUUAAUUCUCCCCUCUAGCUGCUAUACAUUUCCUUGUAAAUUUGUUACGAGAAUUUAGUGUUAGAUCAAGAUAGCAACUUCCACUUGAUAAGUUUGAAUAUUCUCAUUACCUAUUUGCUGGAUUAGGUAUGGAUAUUAGAAGGAGAAGUUACGUGUUAAUCACUUCCGGGAGCUGAAGGUUAUCCACCUUUCCCGCUUUACUGAUUUUGUUUUCUUACUGGUUCCUCGCUCUUUUCGUUCAUUUCCCUCUCCUUUCUAGUCUCCAGUCCUCUUCUCUCCUUCCUCCCCUUUUGCUUUUGCCUUUACUAACGUCACCAUCUUCUCGUUCGUUUCUUCUUUCCUGCCCAAGUCUUUUAUGGAGACUUCAUCAAUGCGUGCGUGCAUCAACUCUUUCCUGACUCUUUCUUUGUGUCUAUUUUAAGCCCGCUCUACUCAAUUUAUUGCGCAGGUAAUUAAUGGCGAGGAAAUGAAUGUUCUGAUCACACUGGAUGACCCGGCUGGAAACAGUUACAUUCAGGUAAUUUUUCUAAAGCCCAUGGAGUAAGUAAUAUAUUGUCCAUUUUUGAAAAUUUAGCCUCAGUCAGCAUAUUUAAGCGAGUAGAGGCAAGCACAAGGCGAACUCGAACGGCGAGUUACACGCGCGCGAGAGGGCUUUUCUUUUCGCGCUCGUACCAUUAGCGUGACCCGCCCUUUUCUUCGCUUCAUGCAAGUGGAAACAGUGCAAGGCGAACUCGAUAGGCGAGUGAUAAGCCAUGGAAGAAGCUUUUUUUUCACUUUGCGCUACUACCUUCGCCCUUAACACACACUUUCUCCGCCUAAAACAAGUGGAAGUAAACGCGAGGCGAACUUGCAAGGCGAGUCAUGCGCGAGAUGAGCGUGAGUGUGAGUUACGCGCAAGGGAACGAGUCUUUUUCUUCCCACGUCUUCCUUUGCGCCCGACUCGCACUGGCCUGUGCCUCAAAUAAGGGGAAGCAACUACGAGGUGAAGUCGAAAGGCAAGUUACUCACGUGCAGAGGUACUUUUUGCUCUCCGCGAUAUGUUUAGACUCAUAUCUUUGUUAGUUUUCAACAUCUAGCCCUAGAACUUGGCAGUAUUAUAACUUUUGCGGAGCUAUUUCCAUAAGUUAAUACGUAUUCCCACUGACUGGUCUCAAUCAAAUUGUGGGGAAAAAAGUCGUGGAAAACAGAAGUCUUUUGAUUUUAUCAUCAUGACUCAAGACAGAACCCUUUCCUCUUUACAGAAUUUGUAUGCUCCAGACCCAGACCCUGAACUGCAAAUUGUUCAUUACCCAAGAACAAAGGAACAAGAAGACGAUCUUGGAAUAUCAGACAUGAAAACAGAAGGAUAUGAGGAAGACAACCAAAGCUGAUAUUAAAGUUCUUGCAUUCCAGUUUUUCGAAGAUGAAAACUUCUCUGUCACAGUACGACUUCUAUUACAGGAGUUCUGUACUCAAAACUGACCAAUCAGUUUACAAGAAACAAGAGAUGAAUGGGCCCUGCCAUCUUUGUCAUCAUGCCUAUUUCGGUCCUAAGCACCAACUGGUAGGGUUUAUGGAAGCUUCUUCCCACUGCAAGUUCGCCCCCAUGACGAUGAGUUAGCCUCAUCAAAAUUAACAUGGUCGUCUCUACCACCACUCUCCGAGGUCGAGGCGAACUGGUUGAGAGCGAACCUGCAAUGGGACGAAACCUCCAAAUUCCACUGGAGAAGCUGAAUUUAACGCGCUUUUCGAUAGAGUGUCAUAAAAUAAAAACCAAAUUAAUAACAAUGGCCAAUCACUGGAAAACGAAAAUGCAUUUAAGAGCCAAUGAGAACUCAAGGUAAAAAUAAGCAAUCUGCCCAAAGCGCGGGAAAACGCGAGCGACCAAGUCAUGAUUGGUUUUAGUUUUGCACACCCAAUUGGUUGAGAAAGUGAUGCGAGUUUUCUAAACUAAUCACAGAGCGAAAUGAAGAAAAAACAAAGCAAUCCCAGAUUUCUUGCGGUACUCAAUGGAAAAUUGCUCUAGUCUGACUUAUGAUGUGAAUGGUCAGUCUUGUUUUCGUGACCGCAGUUAAAGUCGAGGCUCUGGAACUCUAAAGAUUUUGUGCUGGGCUUGUUUUAGAUUCUUCCUAAAUCACUCUGGUCUUAUAAUAUCGCCUGCUUCUAGAACAGAAAGAAUGUACUGAGGAGCGAUGUUGACAACUGAACAAUAGCUACAACAGUUAAAGGAGCAAAGGGGACACGUUUCUAAAGAAACUGUGGUACUGCGUCUGGGGAUAUCAUAACGUAAUCUGGUUUUAUCAACUGAGUUGUUAAUGUAAAUCGAUCACUAUAAACAAUGUCUAAAUCUGACGCUCUGAGUGUUCGCCCCUUUCGUAAUUCGCUCUGACGAAGGGUUUUUGCUCGAACCGUCAGCUUUAGGAAAACUUCAUGGUGGCCAGUUGAAGGAGUAGUCACGUGGUGUGCGCGAUGAAACAACUUCUUUUAUCUUAUAAAGUCAGAUAUUUUAAGAAAUUUUUCGUGUUACGUGUGAUGUCAUUUCCAGAUCCCAUAUAACGCUAAGGAAAUCCAGA